UAUUUUUAAAAAUGAGCUAUGAAACUAGUGAUAUAGGUCCACCACCAGAUCCAGUUUUGGAAGUCCCCCCACCAAAAGAUAUAAAAAUAUUAGAAAGUGCUGAUGAUAUACAACAAAGAAGAACUGAAGUUUUGGACCAUUAUGUCCAAUUUAAAGAUUUUGCAAAAACUAAAAGAGAUCGUUUAGAAGAAGCUAGACAAUUUCAAUAUUUUAAAAGGGAUGCUGACGAGUUGGAAAUUUGGAUUUUAGAAAAGUUACAGACAGCUGCGGAAGAAUCCUUUCGGGAUCCAACAAAUCUUCAAGCUAAAAUCCAAAAACACGAAGCUUUUGUUGCUGAAGUUCAGGCACAUUCUAAUGCAAUAACAAAAUUAGAUAAAACUGGGAAUGAUAUGAUACAACAUGGGCAUUAUGAGAAAGAAACAAUUAGAAAACGUUUAGAUCGUCUUCAUGAACUUUGGGACAGAUUAUUCUCGAUGCUUGAUAAUAAAGGAAUUAAAUUACAACAAGCAUUGAAAUUAUUGCAGUUUAUGAGAAAAUGUGAUGAAAUGUUAUAUUGGAUUAAGGAUAAGAUAGCAUUUGUCUCUUCUGAUGAUAUGGGCUCAGAUUUGGAACACGUUGAAGUAAUGCAAAGAAAAUUUGAUGAAUUUUUAAAAGAACUGGAUAGUCAUCAAUCUAGAGUUUUAGAUAUAAAUCAAGAAGCUAAUGCUUUAAUUGAUGAAGGACAUCCAGAACAACAACAAAUAAAUGCAAAAAGAGAUGAUGUCAAUGAAGCUUGGCACAAACUUGGGACUUUGACUGCUACAAGACGUGAAGCUCUUUUUGGUGCUCAACAAAUUCAACGCUUUUAUCGUGAUAUUGACGAAACUUUGGCUUGGAUUGGCGAAAAAGAAUCAACAUUAGCAACUAAUGAUUAUGGAAGAGAUUUAAAUAAUGUUCAAGCAUUACAAAGAAAACAUGAGGGAACUGAGAGAGAUUUGGCUGCACUUGAAUCUAAAAUGGAAAAGUUAGAAACUGAAGCAGACCGUCUUUGUCAACUUUAUCCAGAAAAAUCAAAAGAAAUUUCUACAAAAACUGAUGAGGCUAAAAUAAGAUGGGAAGCACUUAAACAAAGUGCUGAGGAGAGAAAACGAGCUUUGGACCGUUCUUAUAAUCGUCAUAGAUUUAUGGCUGAUUAUAGAGAACUUUGUGAUUGGAUUGAGGGAAUUAAGGUUCUCAUUGAGUCAGCGGAAUUAGCCAAAGACGUAGCCGGUGCCGAAGCUCUUCUUGAACAACACCAAGAACAUAAAGGCGAAAUUGAUGCUCGUAAUGAUUCUUUCAUUCAAACUGCAGAAACUGGACAAAAAUUACUUGAUGAAGGUAUUGAACAAUCUGAGGAAAUUAGACAGUGUUUGCAACGUUUGGCAAAUGACCAAGCUAGUCUUAAAAAUUUGUGGGAGGAAAGAAGAAUUUUGUAUGAACAAUGUAUGGAUUUGCAAUUAUUUUAUCGGGACACAGAACAAGCUGAAACUUGGAUGAACAAACAAGAAGCAUUUCUUCAAAAUAGAGAUUUGGGGGAUUCUUUGGAUGCUGUCGAGUCUUUAUUAAAGAAACACGAAGAUUUUGAAAAAUCUUUGGCAGCACAAGAAGAAAAAAUACACGCUUUAGAUGAAUUUGCUACAAAACUUAUUGAGGGAGGGCAUUAUGCAGCUGAUGAUGUUGCUGCUAGAAGAGAGAAAUUGUUGUCAAGAAGAAGACGUUUAAUGGAAUUAACGGCGGAGAGAAGAGAAAAAUUGAAAGAAUCGUAUAGACUUCACAGUUUUGAUCGGGAUUGUGAUGAAAUGCUUGGGUGGAUGAAUGAAAAAUUAAAAACUGCACAAGAUCAGAGCUAUCUAGAUCCAACAAAUAUUCGUGGAAAAUUACAAAAACAUGCUAAUUUUGAACAGGAACUCCGUGCAAAUUCCAAUCGUUUAGAUGAAAUUAAAGCAACAGGGCAAGAAUUAGUUGCACUUGGACAUUAUGCAAACGAGCAAAUACAAACGAGACUUGAAGAAGUUGAACAAUUGUGGGCCCAACUUGUGGAAGCUAGUGCUUUGAAAGGAGCUAAAUUACAAGAGGCUAAUCAAGAACAAUUAUUUAAUCGAAAUGUUGAGGAUGUAGAACUUUGGUUAGGGGAAUUAGAACGUAAACUUGCUAGUGAAGAUUUUGGCAAAAAUUUAAAUACCGUCCAAAAUCUUCAAAAAAAGUUGGCACUUGUAGAGGCGGAUUACAACGCUCAUAGUGAACGUUUGGAUACAAUUGGACAACAAGCACGUGAAUUUGAAUCUAUAGGGCAUUUUAAUGCCCCACAAAUUGUCAAGAAACAACAAGGAUUACAACAACGUUUUGAGGCAUUACUUGACCCGUUACAAAGAAGAAAAAAUAAAUUGGGUGAAUCUUUGGUUGGACAUUUAUUGUUUAGAGAUAUUGAUGAUGAAUUAACUUGGAUUAGAGAAAAGGAACAAAUUGCCUCCUCCACAAACCGCGGCCGUGAUCUUGUUGGUGUUCAAAACUUAAUUAAAAAGCAAAACGCUUUAAUGGUUGAAAUUACUAAUCAUGAGCCACAAAUUGAACAAGUUGGAAAUGCUGCUGAACAAAUGAUACAAAGAGGGCAUUUUCUAGCCCCUGACAUUCGCGAAAUGUUGGCCCAACUCCGUGAUAAUUGGCGCGCAUUGAAAACUAAAGCAGAAAAACGUAAACAAGACUUGCAAGACUCUUUACAGGCUCAUCAAUAUUUGGCAGAUGCUAGUGAAGCUGAUUCUUGGAUGAGAGACAAGGAACCAAUUGUUGGAAGUACAGAUUAUGGAAAAGAUGAGGACAGUGCCGAAUCUUUAAUGAAAAAACAUCGUGCAUUAAUGAGUGAUUUAGAUGCUUUUCGAGCAACAAUUGAUGAAUUGAGAAGGGAGGCUGGACAAUGCAAAUAUCAGGAACAAUUGGGUGGACAACUUGGAAAUGAAUGUGUUGUAGCUUUAUAUGAAUAUACAGAAAAAUCACCACGAGAAGUUUCUAUGAAAAAAGGAGAUGUUCUAACCCUUUUAAAUUCUUCUAACAAAGAUUGGUGGAAGGUAGAAGUUCAAGAUCGUCAAGGAUUUGUACCGGCUGCUUAUGUUAAAUAUAUCGAGCCUGGUUCUCAACAUCACCACCAAGCAACUGCUGGCCAACCUGUAAACACUAUCAAUGCAAAACAAAGUCAGAUUGAAGAUCAGUACCAACGUUUAAUGGUUUUGGGUGAUCAGCGAAAGAGAAAACUGGAAGAGGCUUGCAAAGCCUACCAAUUAUUGCGCGAAGCAAAUGACCUCGCAGAAUGGAUAAAGUCACGAGAAACAGUUGCUUCUCAACAAGAAAUUGGUCAAGAUUUGGAACAUGUAGAAGUUUUACAAACAAAAUUCAAUGACUUUAAGUGUGACUUGAAAGCAAAUGAAGUUAGACUCUCACAAACUGGCCAAACAGAAACCGCUGUUCGUAUCCGCCAACAAAUUGAUGAUUUAAAUGCUCGUUGGAAGGCUCUAGAACAAAAGGCGGAACAAAGAGGACAACAAUUAGAAUCUGCACAUGAAGUUCAACGUUUCCAUAAAGACGUGGAGGAGACGAGGGAUUGGAUACAAGAAAAGAAUGAAGCUUUAGAUACUGAAGAUUUUGGUCGUGACCUUCGUUCAGUCCAGGCUCUACAAAGAAAACAUGAAGGCGUUGAAAGAGAUUUGGCAGCUUUAGGGGAUAAAAUACGUGCUUUGGAUGAAAAAGCUCGUAAACGUCUAGAAGAUGCUUGGGUACAACGUAGAAAAAUACUCGAUCAAUGUCUUGAACUUCAACUUUUCUAUCGCGAUUGUGAACAAUGCGAUACUUGGAUGAGUGCUCGAGAAGCUUUUCUCGCUCAAGAGGACCCGACUGGGGAUAAUGUUGAAUCUCUAAUUAAAAAACACGAAGAUUUUGAUAAAGCUAUUGCUUCACAACAAGAAAAAUUAAAUAAUUUGGAUCAAUUAGCAAAACAAUUAGUUGCUUCUGAGCAUUAUGCAAAGCCUGCUAUUAAUACAAAACGUGAACAAAUAUUUGAUCGUUGGGAUAGACUUAAAGAACGUUUAAUUGAAAAGCGUUCCCAACUAGGCGAAUCUCAGACACUUCAACAAUUUUCGCGUGAUGCCGAUGAAGUUGAGAAUUGGAUAUCUGAAAAGUUUCAAGUUGCGCAGGAAGCUGAUUAUCGCGAUCCAACAAAUAUUCAACAAAAACAUCAAAAACAACAAGCAUUUGAAGCUGAACUUUCCGCUAAUGCUGACCGUAUUGCUACUAUAAUUUCUGCCGGUCAAAAUUUAAUAAGUGCCGCAAAAUGUGGUGGGGGAGAGGAUGCCGUCUCGCAACGUUUAAAUGCUUUAAAUGAUCAGUGGGAAUUAUUGGUUAAAACAAGUACAGAGAAAAGUGCCAGAUUGAAAGAGGCUAAUAAACAAAAAACAUUUAUGGCAGCAGUGAAGGAUUUGGAAUUUUGGCUUGGAGAGGUUGAGACACUUUUGAGUAGUGAAGAUACAGGCCGUGAUUUGGCUUCUAUUGAAAAUUUAUUGAAAAAGCAUCAAUUAUUAGAAGCUGAUAUUAAUGCACAUGCUGAUCGGGUGGCUGAUGUAAAUGAACAGGCUGAGGCUUUAAUGGAGGCUGAUCAAUUUGAUAGGGAUUCUAUUGAUACACGAAGGCAAGGAAUUACUAGAAGAUAUGCAAAUGUUAAAGAAAUGGCUAAACAAAGAAGAGAAAAGUUAAAUAAAGCAAUUACUGUUCAUCAAUUCCUUAGAGAUAUUGAUGAAGAAGAAUCUUGGAUUAAGGAAAAGAAAUUACUUGUUAGCAGCGAUGAUUAUGGCCGUGAUUUAACAGGAGUCCAAAAUUUGCGUAGAAAACACCGUAGACUUGAUACUGAAUUAGCUAGCCACCAACCACAAGUACAGCAUGUUCGAUCUAAAGCAGUUGAGCUUCUACAAGCGAGUGAAGUUGGGGCUCCCGAAAUUCAAAAAAGAAUUCAAGCCCUAGAAGAUAGCUGGCAACAAAUUGUUGAUUUAACAGAGAAUCGACAUCAAAAACUUCAAGAAAGUGAACAAUUCCAAAAUUUUAUUGGUCGUUUAGAGGAAGAAGAGGCUUGGCUAAACGAGAAACAGCAAUUACUUUCCUCUCCAGCAUUAGGGGAAAAUAUGGCUGCCGUCCAAGGAUUGUUAAAGAAGCAUGAUACUUUUCAAUUGGAUUUGCAAGUACAUGAACAAAGAAUUGAUGAUCUUCAACGACAAGGGGAUGAACUUAUUGAAGCAGGCAAUCAUCAUUCAAAAAAUAUCUCUUUACGUUUAGAACAACUUCAAAAACAUUUAUUACUUGUCAGAGAAUUAGCAGCCCAGCGUCUCCAAAAAUUACGAGAUAAUAAUGCUUAUAUGCAAUUUAUGUGGAAAUGUGAUGUUGUUGAGAGUUGGAUUGGAGACAAAGAACAUCAUGUUAGAUCUCCAGAUUUUGGAAAAGAUUUGUCUUCUGUUCAAUUAUUGUUGAAUAAACAGGAUGCUUUUGAUGCUGGGUUGAAUGCUUUUGAGCACGAAGGUAUUCAACGUAUAACUGAAUUAAAAGACCAAUUAUUGUCUGUUGAACACGAGCAAUCCCCAGCUAUUGAAAAACGUCAUCAAUCAGUUAUAACUCGUUGGCAACAACUUUUACAAAAUUCUCUCGCUCGUCGCCAAAAAUUAAUUGAAGCACAAUCUCAUUAUGAAAGAAUUGAGGACCUUUAUUUAGCUUUUGCUAAGAAAGCUUCGGCUUUUAAUUCUUGGUUUGAAAAUGCCGAAGAGGAUUUGACUGACCCCGUCCGCUGCAAUUCCCUUGAAGAAAUCCGAGCACUUCGUGAGGCACAUGCUGAAUUCCAAAAAUCCUUAACUACCGCCAAAAAUGAUUUCAUUGCUUUACAAGAAUUGGAUAGACAAAUAAAGUCUUUUGGUGUUGGCCCAAAUCCGUAUACUUGGUUUACAAUGGAUGCAUUAGAAGAGACUUGGAGAAACCUUCAAAAGAUAAUAAAAGAACGUGAAUUAGAACUUCAAAAAGAACAUCUUAGACAAGAAGAUAACGAUAAAUUAAGAAGAGAAUUUGCUCGUCAAGCAAAUGAUUUCCAUCAAUGGCUGGCUGAUACAAGAAAUGAAAUGAUGGAAGCAAGUGGAUCUUUAGAACAACAAUUGGAUUCUAUUAGACAGAAAGCACAAGAUAUACGUUCACAAAGACAAAAACUAAAGAAAGUUGAAGAUUUGGGGGCACUUUUAGAGGAGCAUUUAAUUUUGGAUAAUCGAUAUACGGAGCAUUCAACAGUUGGUUUAGCCCAAGCUUGGGAUCAACUAGACCAAUUAGCUAUGAGAAUGCUUCACAAUUUAGAACAACAAAUUCAAGCUCGUAACCAGUCUGGAGUUACUGAAGAAGCUUUAAGAGAAUUUUCAAUGAUGUUUAGACACUUUGACAGGGAAAAACUGGGAAGACUUGAUCAUCAACAAUUUAAAAGUUGUUUGAGAGCUUUGGGCUAUGAUCUUCCAAUGGUGGAUGAGGGACAGCCCGAACCUGAAUUUCAACGAAUUUUAGAUGUUGUUGAUCCUAAUCGUGAUGGUUAUGUUACUUUACAAGAAUUUAUGGCAUUUAUGAUAAAUAAAGAAACAGAAAAUGUUCGUUCUAGUGAAGAAAUAGAAAUGGCAUUCCGUGCAUUGAGUAAAGAGCUUAGACCUUAUGUUACUGCUGAAGAGCUUUAUGCUAAUUUAACACCAGAACAAGCAGAAUAUUGCAUAAAGCGAAUGAAGCCCUAUGUCGAUGCUGUUUCUGGACGAACAAUUGCUGGGGCAUUAGAUUUUGAACAAUUUGUGCAUUCAAUGUUUCAAAGCUAA
Meloidogyne enterolobii is the source of this 6878-nucleotide messenger RNA. NCBI's taxonomy places the organism in Eukaryota, Metazoa, Nematoda, Chromadorea, Rhabditida, Meloidogynidae. The record is from the annotation of a GenBank genome assembly.